Messenger RNA from Rhodofomes roseus, 1027 nucleotides. RefSeq lists its product as uncharacterized. The transcript has 4 exons. Bases 171 to 848 code for a protein of 225 amino acids. The record is from RefSeq and is a predicted model, not a curated record. NCBI's taxonomy places the organism in Eukaryota, Fungi, Basidiomycota, Agaricomycetes, Polyporales, Fomitopsidaceae.
CUGGACGGCUAUGUCACUAUGUGUGCUCUACUCAGACUCUGUCCGUAAACUCGAUCUGUAGACUCAGAGCUCCAAAAUGAAUCAAAUCCCUUCACCUACAUAUUAGCAGGAGUCAGACUGGUGCGGUACACGGGCAGUCAAUCUUAUCAGAUAAACUAAAUUAGAACAUAAUGACGGCGCCGCGGAGCGCGAGCUCUCAGAGGCGUUUCCUCCCAGACUCCCGUUUGGGGUGGUCUGCUACGCAACUAGUCCAUCUUGCUCUCGACUCCCACCUCCUCUGGCCCUCAGACUUUGCUCACCUCGUCACGACCCGCAUGUCCUCGACGAAACGGCGCCGCGACGGCGCGAGCUGUUGGCAACAACGAGCGUACCCAGUGGCUGCCCUGACCCUCUCCUCAAUAUUUCUGGUCGGGCUCGCAACAAAGUUCGACUUCUUCUCGUCGGGACAUUUACCUGACCUUCUCCACAAGAACAAGCCUGUCUACGACUUUCCGGACUUCAACAAGGUCACUCAGGUGUACACCCUUUCAGAGGGGGAGCUGGGCCUCAAUGACCCGAACAGACGGGUCUUGCUUAUCGGGGAUCUCCACGGAAUGAACAAGUCCCUCCAAAAAGGUUCCCAUGAGGGACUGAUGUUCGUAACAUCUUCGGAGUCCGAACAACCUGGUUUGCCCGUAGUGGGAGUUAUAGACGCGCUCAACGCACCAGUUCGCUUGUGUACACGCCUCAAUUUAUCCUGGCAACCGCGCACACGACGACUCGCCGUCGUUGGCUGGUCUUCAGAAUACGUGGGACAUGCCACAUUCUGUCGUUACCAUAAUAUACGCAAGGAGCUGCGUGCCGGCUGACUAUAUGCGGGAAAAGCGAGUCAAUUCACCGCGGCGACAGCCACGAAUGUUACACCAUGUAGUACGCCACGCGUACCUUACAUGCACGUUAGUUCACAAGUUACAGUCAUUCUGCUCUGGGGUUCCAUUCGCUGAUAUCACUUCUGCCUGGCAUGGAGAUUCACGCUGGAGUUCGGUGU